AUGGCAGAAGUUGUACCAGCUCGGACAAGCCUAACAUCUCCUCCACCCACCCGAAAACGAUCGGCAUCGCCGGAAGAAGAUGUCGCCACAGACUCGACGACUACAGCGCUGACGAAGACCUCCGAACCUCCGGCAAAGAAAACCAAAAUGAUCCGACGCAAACGCCGCCCUGCACGCCCUCAGGUCGAUCCCGCAACCGUCAAAUCCACGCCUCCGCCGCAGACAGGCACGGUCUUCAACAUCUGGUACAACAAAUGGUCUGGAGGGGACAGGGAAGAUGCAUACCUCUCAAAAACUGCGGCACCUUCGCGCUGCAACAUCCGGAACGAUUCAGGAUGGACCGCCGCAGAUAAAACGCCAGGAAGCUUUUUCUGUCUGUUCUUCGCUCGAGGACUAUGUCCCAAGGGCCACGAGUGCCAAUAUCUCCACCGUCUGCCGGGCGUUUUUGACGUGUUUAAUCCCAACGUGGAUUGCUUUGGUCGUGACAAGCACAGCGACUACCGCGAUGACAUGGGCGGCGUGGGCAGUUUCAUGAGACAGAAUCGAACACUUUACGUCGGCCGGAUCCAUGUUACAGACGACAUCGAGGAAGUGGUGGCGCGGCAUUUCCAAGAAUGGGGCGAGAUCGAGCGCAUACGGGUUCUCACGGGUCGAGGCGUUGCGUUUGUCACGUACGUGAACGAGGCCAAUUCCCAAUUCGCGAAGGAGGCCAUGGCGCAUCAGGCGCUGGAUCACAAUGAGAUUCUCAACGUGCGGUGGGCGACGGUGGAUCCGAACCCGUUGAGCGCGAAGCGAGAAGCCGCAAGGAUUGAAGAGCAGGCUGCAGAAGCAGUCCGGAGAGCAUUGGGUGAUCGGGCAACCAGGGAAAUUGAAGGCAGAGAGACGCAAGAGGAGCGAGAGCAGAGGAGGAUCGAAUCUGGAUAUGGCCUUGAAGGUUACGAGGCUCCAGAGGAGAUCUGGUUUAAUCAGCAGAAAGAGCUGGAGGGGCAGAGGAUGGGCGAGAGAGGAUUGCUUGAGGCUCCGGUGUCCGCUCAGGAAUCUGCACCGGAAGCUGCUUCUGAUGCGCCUAAGGCGACGGAUGAGGCUAAUAGAGAGGAGAAAGGGAUAUUGACGGGCUCAACAUUAUCUGCGUUGAAAGGGUAUACAUCGAGUGCGAGACCGUCGCAGAGUUCCAAACCAGCUCCAUCAACUGGGCCGCUAGUUGCGUACGAUAGUGACGAUGAAAGUGAUUGA
Rhinocladiella mackenziei CBS 650.93 is the source of this 1233-nucleotide messenger RNA. RefSeq lists its product as uncharacterized. The record is from RefSeq and is a predicted model, not a curated record. The transcript has a single exon. Bases 1 to 1233 code for a protein of 410 amino acids. Gene Ontology annotation, cellular component: Prp19 complex; U2-type catalytic step 1 spliceosome; U2-type catalytic step 2 spliceosome. NCBI's taxonomy places the organism in Eukaryota, Fungi, Ascomycota, Eurotiomycetes, Chaetothyriales, Herpotrichiellaceae. Gene Ontology annotation, molecular function: pre-mRNA binding; U6 snRNA binding; metal ion binding.